UCUCUCUCUCUCUCUCUUUAUGUUUCUAUAUCUGUCUCUCUAAUCUCUGUAUCUAUAUUUCUCCAUUUUCGUCUUCUUGAGAUCUUUUUAGGGUUUCUUGGACACCUGACAAGAGAAUUAAGGCAAGUUUAUAUAAUCUCUGUCGCUGAUCCCUUGGAAUCUGAUGUAUGUAGGUUAUCGUGUCCUGUUACGGCUGAAAAUUUGGAAGAUUGAUAAAUUUAUUUGUAUUGCGUCGUUUCUCUUGAAUUCUCUGGUUUUUCCUGAAGUUUCGGGGUUUGCUUGAUUAUGUCGAAUUGCUUACCUUGGAUCCGUAUAAUUUUGGUUAAAUAACUUUUUUGAGGAUAAUUGGAUUUUGUGAUUGAUACUCUGAAUUCGGGAAUUAGGGAGAUUCUUUGAUCUGGUGGAAUUGAAGGAUAUGGUGUUUGUGGAAUUUGGCCUUGUAAUUACCUUCCUUUUUGGGUUGGAUUAUGUCGGGAAUUAGUGAAGAGCUCGACAGUUUGAUUUGUUUCGUUUAUCAGUCUCAGGGGAAUUUGGUUGGGGAUCUCCAGGAUAUCUUUAGUUAAUUGAAUUUCAAUUAAUUAAGGUUAAAGUACUUAGGCUUCUUUUGGGAAUCAUUUCUUCCCUUCAGUCAAACUGCGUUGGAGUUUGGUGUUUGAGGUUAUAACUUGGAACAAUCGUCCGGGAUUACAGAUUUCGAGAAAGGUCUACGGGUUUGGAGUUUGUUUGAAGGAAGUGAAUGUUUGGGAAGGAACAUGGCUGCAGGAACUGAUCUUUCACCCCCAUUUACCGUAUUAGAAGGUGGGUACAAUAAGGACAAUGGACCUUCCAUGGGAGAUGAGAAUUCUGAGAUGUCUGAGAGCUUGAAACAAAUGAAGACCGGGAAACCUCCACGGCACCUUUCUGUUAUGCGGCAUUGUGUGAGCUCAGCUCGGUUGGCCUCAUCUGAAUGGGGACUAGAUAUUGUGGGAAUAAAGUCACCAUUAGAAGGAAAAUCUGGGUUUUUACCCCUAUUUCGUUCUGGAAGCUGUUCUGAGAUUGGACCAAAACAGUACAUGGAGGAUGAACAUACUUGUAUAGAUAACCUUGUUGAACAUCUUGGUGCGAACGGGAACUUCCCUUCUCCAGGAGCUUUCUAUGGGGUGUUUGAUGGGCAUGGUGGUUCAGAUGCAGCAUCAUUCAUUAGAAAGAACAUUCUUAAAUUUAUAGUUGAAGACUUCCAUUUCCCCUCUCGCAUGGAGAAGGCUAUUAAGAGUGCUUUUGUGAGAGCUGAUCAUGCUUUUGCUGAUGCCCAUACUCUUGACAGUUCCUCUGGCACCACAGCUCUGACUGCUCUUAUUUUUGGAAGGAACAUGCUGAUUGCCAAUGUUGGGGAUUGCCGAGCUGUGUUGGGUAAACGUGGAAGAGCAAUUGAGCUCUCCAAAGAUCACAAACCAAAUUGCACAUCUGAAAGACUAAGAAUCGAGAAACUGGGUGGCAUUGUUUACGAUGGGUAUCUUAAUGGCCAGUUGUCGGUGGCACGGGCCCUUGGAGACUGGCAUAUGAAGGGCGCCAAGGGAUCAGCAUGCCCCUUAAGUGCUGAGCCAGAGUUGCAGGAUACCAUUCUAACAGAGGAAGACGAGUUCCUGAUAAUGGGCUGUGAUGGACUAUGGGAUGUAAUGAGCAGUCAGUGUGCAGUGACAAUAGCAAGAAAAGAGUUGAUGCUUCACAAUGACCCGGAGAGAUGCUCAAGGGAACUGGUGAGGGAGGCACUAAAGCGCCACACGUGUGAUAAUCUGACAGUGGUUGUGGUCUGUUUCUCCCCUGAACCACCACCUCGGAUAGAGAUCCCUAAAUCGCGGGUCCGGAGGAGUAUAUCGGCUGAAGGGCUGAAUUUUCUGAAGGGAGUUUUGGACAGUAACGAGUGAUAGAAGAGAAGGAUGUUUGAUGGGCUGUAUACAAAUUUUAAUGGGGGGAAUGGAAGAUGAAUUGAAGUUCACCACACUGGUGGUGGUGUUGGAUGGGUGGAUAUGGAUUUUUUCCUGGCUGCUAUGCACCUUGGCCUUGGCUGUAUUUUUAGUAAGUCUUCAACCUCAUUCAUUCAGGGGAAUAAAAAAGAUGUUGCAUGUAAAACAUUUUUUCGGUUGAGAAAAAGCCAGUUCAGCUGAUUUAAAUUAUUUUUGUAUGAAAUCAAUUGAAAAUGCCUUAGCUGUUUCA
Molecule: messenger RNA, 2193 nt
Organism: Macadamia integrifolia
Lineage: Eukaryota; Viridiplantae; Streptophyta; Magnoliopsida; Proteales; Proteaceae
Product: probable protein phosphatase 2C 27
Exons: 4
Coding region: 753-1904 (383 amino acids)
Biological process (GO): protein dephosphorylation
Molecular function (GO): protein serine/threonine phosphatase activity; cation binding
Source: RefSeq, a predicted model, not a curated record